Molecule: messenger RNA, 2896 nt
Organism: Aedes aegypti (yellow fever mosquito)
Lineage: Eukaryota; Metazoa; Arthropoda; Insecta; Diptera; Culicidae
Product: phosphatidylcholine:ceramide cholinephosphotransferase 1
Exons: 5
Coding region: 778-1887 (369 amino acids)
Biological process (GO): ceramide biosynthetic process; sphingomyelin biosynthetic process
Cellular component (GO): endoplasmic reticulum membrane; Golgi membrane
Molecular function (GO): ceramide cholinephosphotransferase activity; sphingomyelin synthase activity
Source: RefSeq, a predicted model, not a curated record
UAGCGAAUCAGUUUUCGAAACAACUUCGCCCGAAGCGGUCGGUCAUUUGGAGACAACAUGCGAUACUGUGCUCACGCGUUCCUAUACGCUUGCGUCCCAAAAAUUCUAGCUGGUCCCCGAAUUUGAUAUUGUAAAUGCUGCGGACGGGUUGGUGCGGAUGUGGACAGUGAAACGACGAGGUUUUGUUUUGAAAUCAAAGCGAUCGCAAUACGCGUAAGCGUGUGUGCCCCUUCAGUUAACCGUUCAGAGAUUCUGGAAGAUUCGGCGGAGAUGCUCUAUUGAUCGUUCAUCAUCGUUAUUGAUUGGAUGCUGUGGUUAUCUUUUAGAAAAAGUUUGGAAUCUCGAGCGCACUAAAGAUACAGCGCAAUUUGGUGUUCAGUGUGUGUUUUUCUAUGGUUUCCUCCCAUCGAGAAGAAAACUCCCCGAGUACAACGAACCGUGACUGGGGAGUAGAAGCAGUGAGAGACAAGUGAAUGUCUUUCUCAAGACACAUAGGCCAGGUAGCGCGAAAAGCGAUUAUUAUACCUAGUAGAAGCUCCAAAAGUGCGUGACGAUUUUUUUGCUCAUCGAAGCAUUCGUUUACGAGAGGGGCGGUAGCGGAAGCCCUCUUUCAGUGUAACAACAUACUACUGGGUAGUGAGCCUGGCGCUAGUGAAAUUGUUUGUGCCGAGACGAAUAUGAUCAGCGGACGCAGCAGAAGCAUUUCGUGAAACGUAAGGAUACAGUUGGCUGAAAUUCCCCUUUGAUUUGAGUGCAUACGACAUAAGCAAGGCAGGAAUGAUGUCCGCCAACUAUGUGUUCAAAGUGAAGAAAGGCAUACACAAAGUGAUCUACGAUAAGCUCUACUUCAACUGUUCCACGUUCAGGAAGAUGCAUUACGAAGAAGUACCCGAUGCAUACGAUUACGGGUACAGUGGGAACCAUUCGUACCACCAACAGCACCCACCGCCCGAUGGCAGCAACGGAAGCUCCUGCGGUGGGGACGCUGUGAUGAUCAAAAUCGAUGUCCCUUCGCCGGCGCCCAGUGAACCGCGCUUUCCGAAAGAAAUUUGGAAAACGUUCAUAGCUCUUCUCAUGCUAGGCUUCAAUUUCGUUUUGGCCACAGUUUCACUUGCCAUGGUUCACGAUCGGGUACCGAAUCGCGAAACCUAUGGACCCCUGCCGGAUGUAGUGCUGGACAAUAUCCGACCUUUGGAAUGGGCGCUCGACGUCAGCGAGGUCCUAAUCAUGGUGGUGGUGAAUUCUUGCGUCCUUCUGAUCACUUUCCACAAGCAUCGGUUUAUAGUUAUGAGGAGGAUUUUCUUGCUGAUGUCGUUGCUCUACUUCAUGCGGUCGAUCACCAUGUACGUGACAGUACUGCCAAUUUCCAGUACCUCGUACUAUUGCAGCCCGAAGUCGAACGCAACGACGCCGCUGGAGAUCAUGAAACGUGCCUUCCAUCUCAUUUCCGGUUUCGGGUUGUCGAUCAAUGGCAAGCACACCUACUGCGGCGACUACAUUUACAGUGGCCACACGGUGACGCUGGUGAUGGGCUAUCUGAUCAUUGCUGAAUACUCACCAAAGAAGUUUUGGAUUAUCCACUGGCUUGCGUGGUGUGCCAGUUUGACGGGCGUAUCGAUGGUGUUGCUUGCCCACGGUCACUACACCGUCGACGUGUUGAUUGCAUACUACGUGACGACAAGACUGUUCUGGACGUACCACACUCUGGCGAACAAUAGUCUUCUGCUUAAGCAAAAUGGCCAUAACUAUAUCGGCCGCGAGUGGUGGUUCUUCAUCUUCCGGUACUUCGAGAAGAACGUACGCGGACCGGUACCGCUGCAGUAUGACUGUCCAUUACCGAUUCCAUGGACGAAAAGAGCGCUCAAACUGCCAAACCGGGACAGCUGAUCAUGAACUGCCACCACAGAAGCUUUGCUAGCAGACACAAGCGAAGACAUCACAGCACACUUCAGAAGGACAACGUGGCUCAGUGGAAGCCAAAGCAAUAGAUAGUAGGUAGUGAACCACCGUGUUUAGCUGUUUGUAGUUUAAAAUGGAAAAAAAAAUCUAUAUACUAAUACGCAGUAGAUGGUAGCGAAACGAAAAGUGUAAUGUAUGACCAUCGAAAAACGGAAGCAGCAAAUCCAAAACGCAUAAGACUUGAUUAUGAUCCUAUUUUUCUAGGAGUUAUCGUAAGUGUACCAAUUUGUUUUAAGUUGUAAAAAUAUUUAGCCAAUUGUCGUUCCAAUCAAUGAAUGAAUAACUCGUGUUGAUAUUUCUUUUAUGUAGAAACAGUUUGUAAAUAACGAACCAUAUUGGAAAAAAAGAAAGUUUAAACGUGAGAUACCGAUUUUUGGUGUAGUUUUAAAUUGUUGUAAGUUAACAUUGCUUGAAUAAAAAUAAAAAAACUGAAACGCAAAAUGGGAUUCCUGACCUCUGAAACCAAAACUGGCAGCCGAAGGCUUACUUCUAGUCAGUUGCCCAUGAAAAUGAUAGAGUCAUACAAGAUGCCAAUCUAGUACUAACAGUACAACAACAGUAAGGCCGAAUGCGAAUGGGCAUUUUACACCUAAAGUACAUCAAUAGAAAAGAAAAAUAUAUAAAAAAGAAAUUCUAAGCUGCCUUCUUACCAUUUAGGGAACCCCGUUUUAAAGAGAAUUAUGUAUCGAACACCAUGUGAUAAUCAGUAGAGACAAUUAAAUUUUACUGUAGUUGCUAGGAUAAUUACAAAAGACACACAUAUAAACUCCUGUAACAAACAAACAGAAUCAUUGAUAUCGGGUAGCAUAUCCACUUAUUUAUUUUUUGAAAAUAGGGAUAAUUACCGAGAGGAAUUUAAAUGAGAAUAGCAUUGAUCUUGAACAGAACAUGUUACUAACUACUUUCAAGUUGUUCUGCGAAUAACCAAUCAGUGCAU